This is a messenger RNA of Morus notabilis, 2301 nucleotides long. Its product is annotated as regulatory protein NPR3. Gene Ontology annotation, cellular component: nucleus. Bases 328 to 2076 code for a protein of 582 amino acids. The transcript is spliced from 4 exons. Gene Ontology annotation, molecular function: protein binding. Lineage: Eukaryota; Viridiplantae; Streptophyta; Magnoliopsida; Rosales; Moraceae. The record is from RefSeq and is a predicted model, not a curated record. Gene Ontology annotation, biological process: defense response to fungus; systemic acquired resistance, salicylic acid mediated signaling pathway; regulation of jasmonic acid mediated signaling pathway.
GUGAGUUAUAAUUGGUAAAAUUUGUAAAAUUAAUAUGUUUUCAGAUUCUGUAGAUUCGGUUUUUUAUCUGUUUUGCGUCUUUGUGAGUUAUAAUUGGUAAAAUUAUCAGUCAAACUACUCUCUCUCUCUCUCCCUCUCUUUUUUACAUAUAUUAUAUAUACCAUAUUUUUUUACUUUAAAUUUGGACAAUUUUCACUUUUGGUUCUUUUUUUUUUUUUUUUUGGGGUUCAAUUAUGGUAGUAAUAAUUCACUAGUCUCAAAAGCUUGGAUUCUGGGAUUUAAUGGUUGAUGAGAUUUUAGUUUCCAAAGCUUGAUUUAGUAAUAAUAAUGGCUACAUCAGCAGAACCCUCAUCCUCUCUAAGCUUCACAUCAUCUUCACACAUGUCAAAUGGCUCUAACAUUAGCCAUGAGACUUUGCCUAGUCUCGAAGCCAUGAGCCUAAACAAGCUCAGCGCCAAUUUGGAUCAGCUUUUGGUGGGUUCAAGUUGCGAUUACAGUGAUGCCGAUGUGAUUGUUGAAGGGACUCGUGUGGGUGUUCAUCGUUGUAUAUUGGCUGCUAGGAGUGGAUUUUUUCAUGAUCUUUUUAAGAAAGAUAAAGGGGUUUCUGAGAAAGGAGGAGGGAAACCAAAGUAUUGUUUGGAGGAUCUUUUGCCUUAUGGGAGUGUUGGGUAUGAGGCUUUCUUGGUUCUCUUGAGCUAUGUUUAUACUGGGAAGCUUAAGCCUUCUCCCAUGGAGGUUUCAACUUGUGUGGACAAUAUCUGUCCUCAUGAUUCUUGUCGACCUGCUAUUAAUUUUGCUGUGGAGUUGAUGUAUGCCUCUUCUAUUUUUCAGAUGCCAGAGCUGGUCUCACCGUUUCAGCGCCGGCUUCUUAACUUUGUUGGAAAAGCCCUUGUUGAGGAUGUUAUCCCAAUUCUUGUAGUUGCAUUCCAUUGCCAGUUGAGCCAGCUCUUUGCUCAAUGUGUAGAUAGAGUGGCAAGGUCAGAUCUUGAAAUAGUCUCUCUUGAGAAGGAACUUCCACAUGAAGUUGUAGAAAACAUUAAAGUGCUCCGCGGCAAGUCUCAAUGCAGCGAUAAAGAUAACACUGAAUCUGUAGAUCCCUUGCGUGAAAAGAGAAUUAGGAGAAUACAUAAAGCGUUAGACUCAGAUGAUGUUGAACUGGUGAAACUUCUUUUAACCGAGUCUGAAAUAACAUUAGACGAUGCCAAUGCCCUUCAUUAUGCUGCAGCUUACUGUGAUCCUAAGGUUGUAAAUGAGGUGCUUGGUCUGGGUCUGGCUGAUGUCAACCUUCAAAAUUCUCGUGGCUAUACUGUGCUUCAUAUUGCUGCAAUGCGAAAGGAGCCAUCAAUUAUUGUGUCGCUUCUGACCAAAGGAGCUUGUGCGUCAGAUCUGACAUCAGAUGGUCAAAGUGCUGUGAGUAUUUGCCGUAGGUUGACAAGGCCAAAGGAUUAUCAUGCAAAAAUGGAGCAAGGGCAAGAAACUAACAAGGACCGGAUAUGCAUUGAUGUUCUAGAAAGGGAAAUGAGGAGAAAUCCAAUGGCCCCGAAUGCAUCUAUAUCUUCACAAACGAUGGCUGAUGACUUGCACAUGAGGCUGCUUUACCUGGAAAACAGAGUGGCAUUUGCUCGAUUGUUCUUUCCUAGUGAAGCCAAACUAGCCAUGGACAUUGCCCAUGCUGAAACAACAUCUGAGUUUGCUAGGCUUGCUGCUGCAUCAAAAAGUUCAAGUGGAAAUUUCAGGGAGGUUGAUUUAAACGAAACCCCCAUCGUGCAGAAGAAAAGACUGUUUUCUAGGAUGGAAGCCCUCAUGAAAACAGUGGAGAUGGGUAGACGCUAUUUCCCUCAUUGCUCCGAAGUGCUGGACAAGUUCAUGGAGGAUGACCUGCCUGAAAUGCUUUACCUUGAGAAAGGCACUACCGAGGAGCAGAAAAUCAAAAGGAUGAGAUACAUGGAGCUUAAGGAUGAUGUCCAGAAAGCAUUCAAUAAGGACAAGGCUGAGUUUGACCGCGUCGGUUUGUCCUCCUCGUCAUCCUCGUCUUCUCAAAAAGACGGUGUAAAGCAGAGGGCCAGAAAGGUGUAAUAACGCUUGUAAAUUCUCUCUGAUUAGUGAAUAAGGUUUACUGCCAGGAGCUUGUUGUAAGUUUUGGCUCUUCUUUGUCUGUGUAAUCAUAGCAAAGAAGCAAAUUUUGCUUGUAUUUAACCACUUUUUGACAAAUUAGCAUUGUAUCAAGAUCUCCUACAGAUGAUACUUAUCGGCACUUGGUAGCCCCUAUGGUAAAUGAAAAUUCUUUGACGCUUGCAUUCU